AUGGUUUGCAUUGCUGGUGGUGGCAUGCUCCUGGGCUCCACCGCUGCCAGGCCCAGUGGAGUUAGUGCUGCCGUAGGGUAUCCACUGGACACUGUAAAGGUGAGAAUACAAACGGAGAAAAACUAUCAUGGAAUACGGCACUGUAUCGUAGAAACUUACAGAACAGAAAAGGUGCCUGGUUUCUUCAGAGGUGUCUCAAUGACGAUCGUCAUGGCAUCAUUUAUUUCCUCAUUUUCGUUUGGUGUCUACAAAAACUUCCUCUAUAACAUCUGCCGGUUAAGAUAUGGCUCUACAGAUAGAAAGCCGUCAAAAGUGGAUAUAUCUUUCGCUGGAUGUGCUACUGGUGCAGUCCGGGUUGUGCUUCUGGCACCUGCAGAGAUAGCCAAAGUGAGACUGCAGAUCCAGAAGGAGCCACAUCACUUGAUGGCAUCAACUCACCUCCUCACCUCCAAGCCUAAGUAUCAUGGUGCUGUGCACUGCUUGCGGAUGAUAAUAAAGGAAGAGGGACUUGGGGGCCUGUACAAGGGAUCUUUGGCGCUGCUGUGUAGAGACUGCCAUUCGUUUGCAACCUAUUUCCUCACUUAUUCUGCCCUCUGUGACUGGCUUACUCCAGCUGGGAAAGACAAACCAGACCUCUGGGCUGUGCUUCUUUCUGGCGGCUGCGCUGGAGUGCUGGGUUGGGGCGCAGCGACCCCCAUGGAUGUCAUUAAAUCACGGAUGCAGGCCGACGGCGAAGGGCAACGUAAAUACACUGGACUGAUGCACUGUGCCAGGGAGAGCAUAAAAGAAGAGGGGGUGAGAGUUCUUUUCAAGGGCCUCGGACUCAACUCUGUCCGGGCUUUUCCUACAAACAUGAUUAUCUUCUUUACAUACGAAGCUGUGAUGAGGCUCGGGGAACGUCUGGCAAAGUGA
Gekko japonicus is the source of this 912-nucleotide messenger RNA. RefSeq names its product solute carrier family 25 member 47 (gene SLC25A47). Gene Ontology annotation, molecular function: transmembrane transporter activity. The record is from RefSeq and is a predicted model, not a curated record. Gene Ontology annotation, cellular component: mitochondrion. The coding region runs from base 1 to 912 and encodes 303 amino acids. Lineage: Eukaryota; Metazoa; Chordata; Lepidosauria; Squamata; Gekkonidae. The transcript has 6 exons. Gene Ontology annotation, biological process: transport.